This is a messenger RNA of Penicillium canescens, 1567 nucleotides long. RefSeq names its product NIPSNAP family protein. Gene Ontology annotation, cellular component: mitochondrion. The record is from RefSeq and is a predicted model, not a curated record. Lineage: Eukaryota; Fungi; Ascomycota; Eurotiomycetes; Eurotiales; Aspergillaceae. The transcript has 2 exons. The coding region runs from base 258 to 1385 and encodes 375 amino acids.
AUCAAUUCACAGAGAAAAGCGGAUUAUCCUCCUUUGUCGGCAGUUAUUACUGGUACAUUUGCAUACUUGUCCGGGAUUAUUGCCCCCUUCCUCUUGACUCCCUUACCCUUGCCCUUACCAACUCUCCCCUCUUCACUUCACUACUCUUUCUCUUCACUACUCCUUCCUCUCAAUCUUCCUGUAUCCUUGAUACUUUCAACCCUCCCCUUGUCGACAUCCACAUCGCUUGUCUUGUGAGUCGUCAUUUGUAUUUCGUCAUGUUGGCUCCACGCGUAGCCCGCACAGCAACCUCGCUGUUGCGACCCUUCAGCACGUCAGCCGUUGCCUACCGAUCACCCUCGAUCAGAGAUGUCACAGCCGACUCGACAGAAGAGUUCCUCCGCCGACAGAAAGAAUUCCGCGAGAACCUGGAACAGGCUCGCUUGAGAAAAGAACAGGUAGAGAGUCAGUCCGUCAAUGCUUCUGUCUCCUCCUUUACCCCUUCCCGUGAGUCCGCUCCCACUGCUCCACAAGUGAGCAAUGCGAGCAGCAAUAAUCGAACUCGAUCUUCUUUCGAUGCUGCACAAACCCUGGAUCAUAAGGCAAUGGGCUCACUCUCGAUGCACCGCUAUUUAGGAGAAGAACAUCAUUUUGAAGCGAAACGUGGUCCUCUGUCAUCGCUCAUCUACGGUACCGAGGAAGGCCGGCAUUUCGACGAGGACGUGGAACGCUCCUUUUCGCAGGUGCUGGCCCGCGGUAAAUAUGUUCACUCUAUUGUCAUGCACGACGUCAAGCCGGAUAAGGUCGACGAAUAUGUGGAUCUUGUGGGCCAGUGGUAUCCACGCAUGGCUGGCACCGAAGAGAACCGUGUCAAUUUGGUCGGCAGCUGGCGGACGCAAGUCGGUGACAAUGAUACCUUUAUCCAUAUCUGGGAAUACCAACGCUACGAAGGCUACCAUGCCUCCCUUCACAACAUCUCGGAACACCCCGAGUUCCGUGAUUUCGAUCGCAAGCUCAAAAGUCUGAUCAAGAGCAAGAAGACCUCCCUUAUGCAAGAGUUCUCGUUCUGGCCUACAACCCCACCCCGCCGUCUUGGUGGUUUGUUCGAGCUACGAUCGUACACCCUGCACCCGGGCAACCUGCUGGAGUGGGAGACACAUUGGCGUCGUGGUCUGACCGCCCGUCGCGAGGUGAUGGAAGGCGUCGGUGCGUGGUUUGUGCAGAUUGGCGACUUGAACACAGUCCACCACCUUUGGCAAUUCGCCAACUUGGAGGAGCGCAAGAUCCGCCGUGAGCAGUCGUGGGGUGUGGAAGGAUGGGCCGAGACUGUACACAAAACAGUACCUCUUAUCCAGACCAUGCAGAGUCGGAUUCUUGUUCCGAUGCCUUGGAGUCCUGUCGGCUAAAUUAACAGUGUCUAUUGACGCUUUCGCCCCGACCUUAAGUUCCCUAGGGAUUCGAUCUCAGGAUCUUGAAGCAGAUUGUCAGGCAGAUCUCGCCCCAUAUACUUAUCAAGGGGAGAUCAUCUACAUUAUCUUAUGUAUUGUGUACCUUAGCACUGAAUACGAAGCAUACAUUGGAAACUUGG